UCUUGGCCGGUUCACACAUUUCAUGUAGAUUUUUCUGCAAUCACAGUAAACAAGGUCACGUUAAUCAAAAGGUCCACAAAUUAGUCAAAAUAUGUCAAUUCGGCUUGUCUUAUCAUCCUGCACAGAAUCCAAGUAUGUUAAUGGAAGGAAAAAAAUUUCAUUUCAUGGUCCACACGUUUCUUGUAGGUUUUUUCAACGUAAGAGAGAUUUUUUUAUCACCUGAAGUCCCUCACCAGUCACAGUGAAUAAGCUCAUUCCAUGGCUUCUUCCUUUGGAAUGCUCUCAAUCUGUUUACUAGGCCUCCUCCUGGUAGGCACUAGUAAUGGAAUUGCUGAGCCCUCUUCUCCAGACCUAGUCUACAUGAUGGCCCUAAAACAGGUUCUUUCAGAUCCCUACCACCACCUCCAAAACUGGAGUAAUAAUAGCUUCCCCUGCACCUUUAAUGGCAUAAAAUGUGACAACAACAGCACCCAUGUUGCAGAAAUUGAUCUAGGGAACUUCGGUCUUGUAGGGCCAUUCCCGUCUGUAAUUGGCAGCCUGCAAAAUCUCACAUUCCUAUCCCUGGCCAACAAUUCUAUCACAGGCGAAAUACCCAAGGAUUUAACCAGAUGUACCAAUUUGAAGCAUCUAAACUUGUCUCAGAACUAUCUUACAGGUCCGCUCCCUGGUUAUAUAUCAGAGUUAUCAAGCCUAGAAGUCCUGGAUUUAUCAGGCAACAAUUUUUCGGGUACAAUUCCUUUGGAGUUUGCUCAGUUUAAAAAUUUGCAGACACUUGAUCUUUAUUACAAUCUGUUGGGAGGAACUAUUCCAGGGUUUUUGGGCAAUUUAACAAACUUGGUAUAUCUAAGAUUGACCAAUAAUCCUUUUGAUGGCGGUGUUAUUCCUUUGGAGAUUGGGAAAAUGGUCAAAUUGCAGCAGAUAUGGUUGAGCCAAUGUAAUCUACAAGGAGAAAUCCCAGGCUCUAUCGGUGGAUUAGCAGAGCUUCAGCAAUUGGAUUUUUCUCAGAAUAACCUAAAUGGGGCUUGGCAUGGAUUCAUUAGCAACCUUGUAAAGCUAAGGAGUUUGCAGCUUUACAGUAAUAGGCUCAAAGGUGGGAUUCCAACAGAUAUUGGGAAGAUGAGCUACUUGGAAUUGAUUGAUGCUUCGUUCAAUGAGCUCACUGGACAAAUUCCUCAGAGUGUAGGGAAUUUAAGCAUGCUGAAAUCUCUGCAUUUAAUGAAUAAUAAUUUGUCUGGUGAGAUUCCUGCUAGUCUUGAAGGUCUAACUAUGUUGAGUGAUUUGUCUCUGUUUAAUAACUCAUUUCAUGGACAAAUUCCUCAGAAGCUUGGAAGUAACACCCAAUUUUCCAUUUUUGAUUUAUCAAGCAAUCAGUUAAGUGGGUCAUUACCCUCCCAGCUUUGUAAUGGGGGAAAGUUGUUGUUUUUGAAUGUGUUUGAUAAUAUGCUCAAUGGUAGCAUAUCAACACUUAGGAAUUGCUCAAGUCUUGAAAGGCUUAGAUUGACAAAUAAUCAAUUUAGUGGAGAAGUUCCAAAAGAUUUAUGGGGAUCUCCAGGACUUUCUUUGCUGCAACUCAGUAGUAAUAAAUUUGAAGGCAACAUUCCUACCGAUAUUGGGAGUGCAAAGAGUCUCCGGAAGUUGGAAAUUGAUGACAAUUACUUCUCAGGUAAGCUUCCAUCUGAAAUUGGCAUGAUAAACUCUCUGUCUUUUUUGAAUGCAAGCAAUAAUAAAUUCUCAGGAAGCUUACCAGAUGAGUUUGAUGGAUUGAAUCAACUAGAGAUAUUAGAUCUAUCAGGAAAUUCACUUUCAGGAGCAAUUUUCUCAAAUAUUGGAUCACUAAGACGGCUUACACUGCUCAGUCUGAAACAAAAUGAUCUCUCAGGUGAAAUUCCUGUGCAGAUUGGUUCUCUGCAAAGCCUAAUAUACCUUGAUUUAUCCAAUAAUUAUUUGAGUGGACAGGUGCCUGCUUCCUUAGCUGGCCUCCAUCUGAAUUUCUUCAAUCUGUCAAGCAACCAGCUCUCUGGUACAGUCCCCAGUGGGUUGAGCAAAUACAAGGGAACAUUUUUAGAUGAUCCACAGCUUUGUGGGGAAGGUUUUUCAGACAUCAAAUCUUGUGCCUAUAAAAAAAACCAUUUGAAGUUGUGGAUACUCUGUGUUAUCCUUUCCUGUGCUGCUAUAGUUUUGGUUGUUGGGUUGGGAUGCUUCUACAAGAAAUAUUUCUAUGUUUCCAGUGUCAAGGAUAAGGAAAAGAUUGAUACAGGCCCUUGGAAUGUGGUGACCUUCCACAAGCUUCUUUUUCAUGAGCAAGAAAUUGUGGAGUCCUUGAAUGAGGCCAGUGUAAUCGCUACUGGUGGAGCUGGAAAAGUCUACAGGGUAAAUUUGGAAAGUGGUGAGACACUGGCUGUGAAGAGGCUUCCUGGCAGAAAAAAGACAGAGGACUUAAGGUAUGACAGUGGAUUCAAAGCAGAAAUUGAAACGUUAGGGGUUAUUCGACACAAGAACAUUGUCAAGCUCUGGUGUUGCAUCUCUACAGAGGAUUCGAACCUGCUAGUAUAUGAAUACAUGCCAAAUGGAAGCAUAGGAGAUAUUCUUCAUGGCCCUAAACCCACUAGCCUUGACUGGCCUACAAGGCACAUGAUUGCCUUAGAUUCAGCUCAAGGUAUUUCUUAUCUUCACCAUGAUUGCAGCCCUCCUAUUAUCCACCGUGACAUAAAAUCAAACAAUAUCUUGCUCGACAAAGAACUUCAUGCUCAUGUGGCCGAUUUUGGCCUCGCCAUGAUCUUGGAGAAAUAUGAAAAUGGAUCCGAGCUCAUGUCUACAGUUGCAGGAUCUUACGGCUACAUAGCACCAGAGUUUUCUUACUCACUGAAGGCUACAACAAAAAGUGAUGUGUAUAGCUUUGGAGUGGUGCUCUUGGAACUGGUGACUGGCAAGCGCCCAAUUGAUACAUCAUAUGGAGAGGGAGCCAACAUUGUCAAGUGGGUUAGCAGAAUGCUCGAGAAGGAAAAUGGGUUACAAGAGAUUUUGGAUCUUCGAAGUUUCAAUUUCUACAGAGAAUCAAUACUUUCAGUCCUCGGAAUUGCUCUUCAUUGUACCAAUUCCUUGCCUGCUAACAGGCCUACCAUGCGGAAUGUGGUUGAAAUGUUGCAGGAUACAAAUCCACACCAGAAAUCAAACGUGUAAUCCAGAGAGCUGGUAGGCCAUAAGUUUUGGUACAGUAGGAGGGACCUAUGAUACAAUUUUUGUAAUUUGUAAGCCUGCAACUGCACUCAGAAAUUUUAUAGUGGAUGUUACUAAGUAGUACAGUACAUCUCUUUUGGGAAUUUAAAUCUGGGCCUCUUUAAUAAAAGGAAAGACCUUUGGCCCACUGCUUGAACUCUCUCAAUUAAGUCACUAGUCUGAUAUUAGUCUCUUACUGUACCUUCAAGGAUUCAAUUAACAGUUGGGCAAAGGAAGUAAGGGCUUUUUGAGAAAGAAGCUGAAGCAGGGUCAUGGGUGCACACCUUGUUGAUAUACACAUGCGAUGUUUCAAGGAUCGAAACUGUGUCUGACCACAUCAUUGCUGUGCCAUUUUUUUUUCCAAUACUUAUAAUAUCAAAUGAGCAAAUAAGCAAGGCUUUGAAGAAUCA
This is a messenger RNA of Cryptomeria japonica (Japanese cedar), 3626 nucleotides long. RefSeq names its product receptor-like protein kinase HSL1. The transcript has 2 exons. Gene Ontology annotation, molecular function: ATP binding; receptor serine/threonine kinase binding; protein kinase activity. The record is from RefSeq and is a predicted model, not a curated record. Lineage: Eukaryota; Viridiplantae; Streptophyta; Pinopsida; Cupressales; Cupressaceae. Gene Ontology annotation, biological process: protein phosphorylation. The coding region runs from base 259 to 3180 and encodes 973 amino acids.